CCCGGCGCCGGGAGCGCCCGCCGACCCCGCCCGGGAUGCGCGCGGCGGUGCAGGUGCGUCCCCGCUGCCCAGGUGCCCGCCGUGACCGCGCCUCCCGCCCCCGCGCCCCGGCGCCCUAUAUGUGGACCGCCCGGGCAUGGGGCGGCCCCGAGGCGGCCGGCGAUGGAGCUGGAAGAGCGGCGCGCGCUGGGCCUGCUGGCCGCCCUGCUGGCCCUGCUGGGCUGCCUGGUCUUCGCGCUGCUUCAGGGCAGGGUCAAGACCUACGGGCGCCACGGGUCGCGCCGGGGCCCCUGGGUGCUGCCCGCGCGCCUCUCCUGGGUCCUGCAGGAGCUGCCCUCGCUGCUCGCGCCCCUCGCCUGCGCCUGCUCCCCCGCCGGCCGCCUGCACCACUGGCCCAACCGCCUGCUCCUGGCCAUGUUCGUCCUGCACUACGCGCACCGGUCCCUGGUCUUCCCGCUGCUGAUCCGAGGAGGCAAGCCCGUCCCGCUCGAAAUCUUCCUGGGGGCUGCUCUGUUCUGCGCCUUUAACGGCUACCUGCAGGGCAGGUACCUGAGCACGUACGCCGUGUACCCCGACGACUGGCUCACCGACCCCCGCUUCCUCCUGGGCUCCGUCCUGUGGCUCGUGGGCCUGCUGAUAAACGUCCACUCGGACCAUAUCCUGAGAAGCCUCCGGAAACCGGGGGACACGGGCUACCAGAUCCCGCGCGGAGGCCUUUUUGAGCACGUCAGCGCGGCCAACUUCUUCGGAGAGCUGGUGGAGUGGGCCGGCUACGCGCUGGCCAGCUGGUCCCUGCAGGCUGGCGCCUUCGCCUUCUUCUCCUUCUGCUUCCUGUUCCCCAGGGCCAAGCAGCACCACCGGUGGUACCUGGAGAAAUUUGAAGACUACCCGAAGUCCAGGAGGAUCUUAAUUCCCUUCCUGCUGUGAGCCCGGCCCGGAGGGUCAGACAGACGCUCCCACCCGCUGCUCCCUCUGCCGGCCCGCCCCCACCUGGGCCCCCGCACGGCGCUGGGGAGGGCUGUGCCCACUGCCCUGUGAGCUCAGGCCUGCUGGGGCCAGAGCAGAGGCUGCAGGGUGGGGACAGGGAGCCCCCGGGAUCUGUCCCCAGCGGGGGGGACUCCAGCCCCCACCACCGUCUCAGGUCCCAGCGCUUCUUCCUUGGGUUCUGCCUCUGGAGACACGCCGGAACCUUCCAUGCUUGUCCCCUCACAGCAGGUCGGAGCCGUGAGGCGGCCUCUGCCUGCAGCUGGCCCCGGUGCUGCCUCAGUGUCCCCCUCCACACAGUGUAGACGCGGGCUCGUGGCAAACCCCGCCCCCCUCCCGCCCCCACCAGGCCGGCCUUGGCCAGGGGAAGAACCAAACGGGCAGAGGGGACGAAAUGGGGUCUUGGCUUUUGAAACAUCGAAAGGAGAAAAGUCCUCAGCUGGGAGACCACAGCCCCCUGCCCGGCUCCCCGGCCAGCAGCGGCACAGCCCCGGGUGGCCUGGCACGGGUGGCUGCAGAACCUUCCAGAACAGGCCUGCACUGGGGCGCCCAGGCCCGCUGAGGACCAGUGUGGGUGUGGCCCCGCGAGUGACGGGGUCCCCAGGACCCUGCAGCAGUGACAGCCUCGUCUCCUUGGGGACCCCCGAGCUGUGCAGGAGCAGGCGGGCCGCGCCCCGGGCAGGGGUUAAGGUCAAGGUCGCAGCUGUGCCCCUCGGUGCUGUCCUGGGUCACCCCCAGGCUGAGGCGAAUAAAGUCCCUCUCCAGAGUC
Molecule: messenger RNA, 1753 nt
Organism: Sorex araneus (European shrew)
Lineage: Eukaryota; Metazoa; Chordata; Mammalia; Eulipotyphla; Soricidae
Gene: SRD5A1
Product: steroid 5 alpha-reductase 1
Exons: 5
Coding region: 163-927 (254 amino acids)
Biological process (GO): steroid biosynthetic process
Cellular component (GO): membrane
Molecular function (GO): 3-oxo-5-alpha-steroid 4-dehydrogenase activity
Source: RefSeq, a predicted model, not a curated record